Messenger RNA from Onychostoma macrolepis, 3152 nucleotides. RefSeq names its product oxidoreductase NAD-binding domain containing 1 (gene oxnad1). The record is from RefSeq and is a predicted model, not a curated record. Gene Ontology annotation, cellular component: mitochondrion. The transcript is spliced from 8 exons. Bases 158 to 1078 code for a protein of 306 amino acids. Gene Ontology annotation, molecular function: oxidoreductase activity. NCBI's taxonomy places the organism in Eukaryota, Metazoa, Chordata, Actinopteri, Cypriniformes, Cyprinidae.
UGUAUAUUAUUUUAAAAAUGUUUUGCACUUGUUCCGAACUGAGGGAAGACCGCUGGGCGGCGCUACAGAAUCCGUUCACCCACCGAAAACAGACGAAGAAGAAACGUCGCCGCAGUGACAGAGGUGUCUGACAGGGAUCAGACCGUCAUAUCCUAUCAUGAGUGUCCCGUGUUUGGUAAGAACGGUGGCCAGAAGUUUCGCCGGUGGAUCAGGACUGUUCAGACCAGCUGUUUGUUGUUCAUGUAAAGACACAUUCACACGAAAAAUGUCAUCAAGGAGACGGACUGACCAUCUAGAGAGAACUGCUAGCGUUCACAGACAAAUGGAGCUUUUCUCUGCACGUGUUAGUGACAUUAUGAAUGAAUCUGAUACAGUGAAGAAACUGAGACUGGAGGUACCACAUCCUGACUUCAGCUUCCGUGCUGGACAGUGGGUGGAUUUCUUCAUCCCAGGUGUGGAUACAGUGGGCGGCUUCUCUAUCUGCUCGAGUCCUGGUCUGCUGCAGAGAGAGGGAGUGAUUGAACUGGCUGUCAAAUACGCACGUCAUCCUCCAGCACACUGGAUUCACACCAAAUGCUCUGUGGACUCUCAGGUAGCUGUAAGGGUGGGAGGUAACUUCUACUUUGACCCUCAACCUUCUGAUCCUGUGGUGGACCUGUUGCUGAUAGCUGGUGGUGUUGGCAUCAACCCUCUGUACUCCAUCCUGCUGCAUGCAGCUGACCUGCACAGACAGACUCAUGGUCACAGGUACAUUCCAGGGCGCACACACCUGUGCUACAGCGCCAAGAACACCAAAGAGCUGCUCUUCAAGAACACCAUUAUUGACAUUUGUCACGAGCGACCAGAUAAAUUCUCCUGCGAUUUCCAUGUUACCCAGCAGAGCGCUGACAUAGAGCAGGAACUUCAGCCUUACACCAUAAAUGGAAGGCUAUCAGAAAAGGAACUUGAGCGCUAUGUAGAUCCUGAGCAUACAUUGUGUUAUCUCUGUGGCCCUCCUCCUAUGACAGAGAAAGUGAGUUCAGACCUGAAGGGAGCCGGCCUGUCGGAGGACAAAAUCAUUUUUGAGAAAUGGUGGUAGCUCAGAUAUUCACAGCGAUGGAUGCAUCUAUAUCAUCAUAGAAACAGACUGUAAUGGCAAUGGACCAGUAAUGCCUUUGAGAUCAGUUGAAACGCACAGCAGACACUGUGUCUGCAUACUCCACAUUUAAACAGACAAUUAUCCAGACUCUAUGCCCUGUUUUUGUUAUACCUCAUUUUAAAGAUACUCAACCAAUUGACCGUAACCAGCACUGUAAUGCUCUACACAUUAUAGUUCAUUUGCUGGUUAACGGCAUAGGCAUCCUGCUUCAAGGGCAUGCUGAAAGAUUGUAUACUCAGAUUGCACUGGGUUUUUAGAGAUCUGAUGUUGUUUGCAUUUUAGAACAGAUAUUUAUUCAUUAAAAAUGCAAGGGGCAUAGAAAUCAAAAGAGAUAGUUCACCCAAAAUUCUGUCAUUAAUUACUCAUCCUCAUGUCGUUCCAAACCCAUAAGACCUUUGUUCAUCUUCGGAAGACAAAUUAAGAUAUUUGGAUGAAAUCCAAGAGCUUUCUGACCCUCCACUGACAGUCAGGGAACUACCACUUUCAAGGUCCAGAAACGUGACAAAAUCAGAAAAUUCUCAUAUUUCAUUAAAAAAUAUCUUAACUUUUGUUCUGAAGAUGAACGAAGGUCUUGCGGGUUUGGAACGACAUGAGGGUCAGUAAUUAAUGACAGAAUUCUCAUUUUUUGGGUGAACUAUCCCUUUAAUUUCUACACCCAUCUUUACUCAUCAAAAUAGUUCUACUUUGCUGAAAGGUGCUAAACAUUGUCCCCUUUAAAGGGAUGUUCCACACAAAAAAAAAGAACUCUGAAAACAAAACUGAGAUUUUUUUGAAAAAUAAUCCAUCUCUGUGAGUCCAUAUGAUGCAAGUGGUUUGAACCCUCAAAGGUGAUGCUUCAGAAACCACACCAGGUGAUCAUGACGGUACUCAUAUUAUCCCAUUGGAUGAAUCUUCUGAAGAAAAAUGAUCGGUGUGUGUGAGAAAAAUACAAAUAUUUUAACUUUUUAAACUAUAAAACAGUUUCUGGUCAACUGAGGGUUCAAUCCACUUGCAUAUUAUGGACUAAGAUUUUAUUUAUUUAUUUAUUUUUUAUCUGUUUUUGUUCCACAGAUGAAGGAAAGUUUUAUACGUAAAGGAUGGCAUGAGGGUGAGAAACUAAGAAUUAAAAUUUUUAGGUGGAGUAUCCCUUUAAGGCAAGUCAGUUCACUUGGCGGCCAUAUUUGUAACAUCCCAUGGGCAGCUAUUUCCAGCUUUGCAAGCACAGCUCCAAUCUACCUAAAUUAUACAUAAAAAAGAAAUACGCUUUGCUGAAACUCUUUCAAUCACAUUGUACAAAUAUGGAAAUAUAGUGUGUCAUAUAUUGAGCAUUUUAACAUAGCAUUUUAAUUAUUUUUAGCCUGGUCCAGCCAAGUCAUUGGCAUUUUUGACUGUAAAGCAUUAUUACAACUGUCAUUGUAAACUUUUCCAAUUAAAAUUAAGCUCAAUUAAAAUAUAAUUACCUCCCACGUCAUGGGAAGGAUGGUUCUUCAAAACUGUAUUGAUGAACAAGAUCUUUACCUCCAAUAGUGCUGAAAUGUUUUGUAAAGUCAUUUUGAAAACGACACUGAAAACAGAAAAAAACUGCAAGCUGUUGCUGCAAAUAAGCCCAUUACUGAAAGCUUUUAUUUACACCAUUAACUGUCUCACAGACGUUCACUAUAACUGUUACUUUACAAAUUUAGACAUUACAUUUAGUUACUGCCAUCCUCACUGAUAUAAAUAAAUGAAAUAACUGAUGUUAUACUCACUGAUGAAAUAAAUGAGCAUCUUGUGGUUUGUAUGCAUUUGAGCUAGUGCACGAUAUAUUGCAUAUGCUAAUACUGUAUGUAAUAAAAUGAGUUAACAUCACAGAUUCACACAGGUACAAGUCUCAACACAUUGGUCAGCGUUUAGUAUAUUCAGAGCUCCGAACAGAUGUUUGUUACAAUCUCUUGCCAUUUGUUACAGCAAUGCACCUUAAACCCAAAUAAUUAAGAGCGGCAAGAUUCUCUGUCAGCAGAUGUAUAUGCCCAGACACGGGCCUGACCAGAGUGUU